GUACUAUUUUUGGUUCACAAGUAAAGGGCCUCCCUUUGAAAGCAGCAGGCUGUGCAUUUUUUAAAUGACAUCACUUGGCAUUCUCCUGCUGUACGAGCUUGAUAUUUACAUGGCAAUGCAUGUAUCCCUUGUCUUUGCUCUUAUUGCAAGGCAGCAGGAUAAUCCCCAUCACACAGCACAGUACUAGUAUUCCCACUGCACACCACACACACAGCUGACAGAUAAAGCUGCAGGUUUCUGCAAGCAAUCCAGAGGCUGGGAAGAGGGAGACAGCUCAGGGGAGAGCAGAGGUCCCUGUUUUGGCCUUACAGGAGAGUACAGCAGCUGUUGAUGGUUUGGGAUACCCUUCUUUCUGGCUGCAAUCCGAGAAUACCUGGAGGAUGGGGAAUGGCAGCAGACCACCUAGAAGAUUUGCUGUUUUCUAUUGCAUCUCAUUUGUGCUGCUGUUGAUGACUGAGGUUGAAGGAAAAAAAACGAGCAAGUCUAAAUGCCCGACCUGGUGCACCUGUACCAAAGACAAUGCCUUGUGUGAAAACGCCAAGACUAUCCCCCGCACCUUCCUUCCUGACGUUAUCUCACUGUCGUUUGUGAGAUCUGAAUUUACAGAGAUCCCAGAGGGGAGUUUUUUACACAUCCCAUCUCUACAGCUGUUACUGUUCACUUCAAACACUUUUGAUGCAAUCAGAGAUGAUGCAUUUACUGGCCUUCCUCACCUAGAGUACUUGUUCAUAGAAAACAACAAAAUAAAAUCAAUUUCAAGAAAUGCAUUUCGUGGACUGAAAUCUUUGAUCCACCUGAGCCUGGCCAAUAACAACCUGCAAUCUCUUCCAAAGGAUGUCUUCAAAGGACUGGAUUCACUCACUAACGUAGAUCUAAGGGGCAAUUCCUUUCAUUGUGACUGCAAACUGAAAUGGCUGGUAGAGUGGCUGGAUAAAACCAAUGCGACAGUAGAACAGAUUUAUUGUGAAAGCCCGCCUGAAUAUAAAGGACGUAAAAUCAACAGCCUGUCCGCCAAAGACUUUGACUGCAUAACCACAGAAUUCGCCCUGUAUAAAUCUCUGCCCUAUCAAUCUCUGUCGGUGGACACCUUCACUUAUAUGAAUGAUGAGUACGUGGUCAUCGCUCAGCCCUUCACUGGUAAAUGCGUCUUCUUGGAAUGGGACCAUGUGGAGAUGACUUUUAGAAACUACGACAAUAUCACAGGCAUGUCUACCGUGGUCUGCAAGCCCAUAGUCAUUGAGAAGCAGCUUUAUGUUAUAGUCGCCCAGCUGUUUGGUGGUUCCCACAUUUACAAAAGAGACAUUUUUGCAAACAAAUUUAUCAAGAUUCAAGACAUCGAGGUCAUCAAGAUUCGCAAACCCAACGAUAUUGAGACUUUCAGGAUAGAUGACAAUUGGUAUUUUGUGGUUGCUGACAGCUCAAAAGCUGGUUGCACUACAAUUUACAAGUGGAAUGGUAAUGGAUUUUAUUCCCACCAGUCUGUGCACAUGUGGUAUCGUGACACAGAUGUGGAGUACCUUGAGAUUGUAAACAAACCACACCUGAUUCUUUCUAGUAGCUCUCAACGUCCGAUUAUUUACCAGUGGAACAAGAAGUACAAUAAUUUUUCUAAGCAUGCGGAAAUUCCAGACACAGAGGAUGUGUAUGCCGUUAAACACUUUUCCAACAAGGAUGAUGUCUAUCUUUGCCUAACGCGUUUCAUUGGGGAUUCCAGGGUUAUUAAAUGGGAAGGAGGUUCAAUGAUUUCUGAUAUCCAAAGGAUGCCAUCUCGUGGGUCGAUGGUCUUCCAACCUUUACAAAUUAACAACCACAAAUAUGCCAUUCUGGGGAGCGAUUAUUCCUUCACCCAGGUGUUUCACUGGGAUGUGGAUAAGGGAAAGUUUGUGAAAUUUCAGGAGUUGAAUAUCCAAGCGCCCAGGUCCUUCACACAUGUGUCCAUAGACAAACACGACUUCCUGUUUGCUUCAAGUUUUAAGGGAGCUACGCAAAUAUACGAACAUGUUAUAAUUGACUUGAGCGCAUGACCAUAGAAAUUCUAAUGACAUUAAGGAAAUGCUAACAUGGACAUUAUGAACAAAAUGCAUGAUAAGUCUUACUCUUGACAACCGUCUGGAUGACUGGCUUCAGAAGCUGGGAAUACCAGAUCAGAAGCAUUGCUUGUUUCUUAUUAAUUCAAUUGUCAUGUAUAGUGGUUUUGAAAGUUGUACUUUUUUCUAAAAAACAAGCAAAAAUCUUGAUAGUUGAAUGGUCUUUGCAUUAACAGUUUGUACAUAUUUCAGUAUAUUGCAUAUGUCCAUCUGACAAGAGAGAUAAAUAAUGUUACUUUUCCAUUUAUUUAUUCAUUCAUUCACCCGACUGAAAGAAAACUGCCAAAUAAAAUGUUUACAUUUUCUGUC
This is a messenger RNA of Pseudophryne corroboree (corroboree frog), 2396 nucleotides long. It is a transcript of the gene LGI1, whose product is annotated as leucine rich glioma inactivated 1. The coding region runs from base 381 to 2024 and encodes 547 amino acids. Gene Ontology annotation, molecular function: protein binding. The transcript is spliced from 8 exons. NCBI's taxonomy places the organism in Eukaryota, Metazoa, Chordata, Amphibia, Anura, Myobatrachidae. The record is from RefSeq and is a predicted model, not a curated record.